Leguminivora glycinivorella is the source of this 1044-nucleotide messenger RNA. It is a transcript of the gene acj6, whose product is annotated as inhibitory POU protein. Gene Ontology annotation, biological process: regulation of transcription by RNA polymerase II. The record is from RefSeq and is a predicted model, not a curated record. Gene Ontology annotation, molecular function: DNA-binding transcription factor activity, RNA polymerase II-specific; RNA polymerase II cis-regulatory region sequence-specific DNA binding. Lineage: Eukaryota; Metazoa; Arthropoda; Insecta; Lepidoptera; Tortricidae.
AUGAAGACGGGGGGCGGGCUCAUGGCGCCCCCCGGAUGCUUCCCGGGCCGGUACAGCCCGACCUACCGGAGCCCGGACCCGAGGCGGUGCGUGCCCAAUCCCUCUAGCCGGAUACUGGAGGAUGCCUCACUGAUGUGUAACUCCUGGUCGCCGAGGCACAAUGGAGACCUCUUCGGCGGCCUAAACGACGGGCUCCUAAGCCGCGCGGAGGCUCUCGCGGCGGUCGACAUCAGCAAGCACCAGAGCGGGCCCCAGCCGGGGCCCCUUCCCCAGCUCAAACACGACAUGGUCUACCACCACGGGGUGGGGCCCCCACCGCACAACGCUAGGCCACAUCAGAUGGGGCACCACGGCAUGGAGAGCCUCGACAUGCUGGACCCGCUCAGCUCCUCCUCCAUGACCACGCUGGCACCCAUGGGCGAGGUGGCCCCGCCCCACCACCAGCUCCACGGCUACGGCAUGAACCACGUCAUGAAUCACCACCACCACGCAGGCUCGCUAGGACACGCGCCACCAGCCCACCUCGCCCACCCCUCAGCCGCUCUCCACCCCGACACGGACACAGACCCUCGAGAACUCGAAGCGUUCGCAGAGAGAUUCAAACAGAGAAGGAUCAAACUAGGAGUCACCCAAGCGGACGUCGGCAAAGCGCUCGCGAACCUCAAGCUCCCCGGCGUCGGCGCCCUCUCCCAGAGCACCAUAUGCCGCUUCGAGAGCCUCACACUAAGUCACAACAACAUGAUCGCCCUCAAACCUAUCCUACAAGCCUGGCUCGAAGAAGCGGAAGCACAAGCGAAGAACAAAAGACGGGACCCCGACGCGCCCAGCGUGCUCCCCGCCGGCGAGAAGAAACGUAAACGCACAUCCAUAGCCGCGCCCGAGAAGCGAAGCCUGGAAGCGUACUUCGCGGUGCAGCCGCGGCCGUCGGGCGAGAAGAUAGCGGCGAUCGCGGAGAAGCUCGACCUGAAGAAGAAUGUGGUUCGCGUGUGGUUCUGCAACCAGCGGCAGAAACAGAAGCGGAUGAAGUUCGCGGCGCAGCACUGA